Messenger RNA from Rosa rugosa (rugosa rose), 1236 nucleotides. Its product is annotated as UPF0481 protein At3g47200-like. The record is from RefSeq and is a predicted model, not a curated record. Lineage: Eukaryota; Viridiplantae; Streptophyta; Magnoliopsida; Rosales; Rosaceae. Bases 1 to 1236 code for a protein of 411 amino acids. The transcript has a single exon.
AUGGUAUCCCUUUUCCAGCAAUCAAAAGAUCAAGAAGACACUGAAGCUUCUUGGCGGUGUUUAGAAGCGUGCAUCAAUGUUAUCUAUGGAUUAGACGAAGUGAUUCGUCAAUGCUAUGCUGAGAAGAUCAACUGCACAGAGGAUGAGCUUGCAGAAAUAAUGUUGGUCGAUGGUUGCUUCAUUCUGGAACUUUUCCUCAGGUUUGACCGAAGCUUAAAUUAUAUGAAGCUUGAAGAUUUUGAAAUUGAUCCAGUACUAAAAAGUCCUUGGAUGAUCACAGCUCUUCAGCACGAUCUUGGAUUACUCGAAAACCAAAUCCCAUUUUUCAUUCUUGAACUUCUGUAUUAUACUAUCAUGCCUCAUGUCAUCAAUGUCAUCAAGUGUGAACCACCGAAAUCGGUGACUAGCCUUGCUCUUAAAUUCUUUCCACCUAUGAGCCAAAAGUCGAUAGAAAAAGAGCAGGUGGCGGCAGAGUUUAAGCAUUUGCUUGAUCUUUUGCACCAAUUCUACUACCUCCCAGCUGCAGCUACUGGAGCUCGUGACCUGUCUAUCGAGUUCAACGAUAGAGCGUCUCUGAUUUCCGAGAACGAGCAUCGUUCUGCUUCUACUCCAUGCAGUCGUGAACUUGAUGAUCAAGCAACCAAUAAAAGUUCGGGAUUCAGUUGUUGCGCUUCAGAGCUUCUCGAGUCUGGAAUUGAGUUCCAAGUCAGGUCAAGUACCGAGGACCAACUGCUGGAAAUAACUUUCAGUGAGGGAGUUAUCAGAAUUCCCCAACUGUACAUUCAUGAGACCUCCCGUUCACUCUUCAGGAAUCUCAUUGCUUUCGAGCAAUGCAGUAUUAGCAGUACCCAUGGCGUCACAGCAUACGCCUUCCUUAUGGAGAGUCUCAUCCGUUCCACGCAAGACAUAAAUCUGUUCACGAGGAAAAAGAUCUUUAGGCCCAACUGGAUCGGCAGUCAAGAAUAUUCUACUGCACUGAGAGACACUCUGAAGAAAGUCGUUACCAAGAACGAUUCGUAUUUUGCUACAUUAUACAAGGAAGUGAAUGACUACCGUAAGUCGUACCAGUGGAGCAGACUUCAAGUCUUUUUGAGGGUGCAAUAUCAAAGACAAAGAGGGAUCCUUUGUACUACUUAUUUCUCUACUACAUGGAAAGUCAUAUCACUCAUGGUUGCGGUGACCUUUCUCCUUCUCAGUGCCAUACAGACGUACUAUACAAUUAACCCUCACCACUGA